Cherax quadricarinatus is the source of this 1801-nucleotide messenger RNA. The record is from RefSeq and is a predicted model, not a curated record. NCBI's taxonomy places the organism in Eukaryota, Metazoa, Arthropoda, Malacostraca, Decapoda, Parastacidae.
ACGACCUCUGGCAACUCAGUUGGCUCUAACAUGGCUGUGUAAGGUGAACGAUGCUCGUGCUCACGGAUAUACUGGUGAUUUGCCCUCUCAGGGAAGGCUAAUAAUGUCGAGACUUGCGGAUUAUUUUGCCAUCGUUGGAUACGACCACACAAAAGAUCGCAAUGGAAUUGGUUGUGGAAAAAUCAUCCAGCGGUUCCCUGAGCGGAAUUGGCCAGACACUCCGUUUAUUGAGGCCCUGGAACUGUUCUGUCAACCACAAGGGUGGACACUCUCAACUGAUCGUCAGGAGCCCAAAUUUUUUGUCUCCGUGCUGACAGACAUAGACGCUAAUCGACACUACUGUGCUGUUCUCUCUUUUAAUGAAGCUGUUUCCAUCACCCCAAGUAAACCUACUGACGAGGAGGAUGACGGCUUGGAGCUGGGCAGUGCAGGUGUGCGAGGCAUGGGCCCACCAGUUCCUAUCAUCACCCAUCACUCCAUCAUGUAUGCACCAAAGUGCCUCGUCCUCAUUUCCACCCUGGACUACUUUGAAACAUUUAGAAAUUGUAUGGGGAUUGUGUAUACUGUGUACAUGGAAGGAUUGGGGGUGAGCAUGGAGACACUUAUUGGCAAUAUGGUAGGAUAUGUUCAAGUGCCCCCUCCUGGAGGACCGCAGGUUCGGUUCAGCAUUGGUGCUGGUGACAGACAAGCUCUCCAGCCUCCAGCCUCUCCAACUCUCCCAGUCACUAACACCACUGUCCUGAGUCUCUUCAGUCAGUUAGGUAUCAAAAAUGUUCUAGUGCUUUUCUGCUCAGCCUUGACUGAACACAAGAUUCUCUUCCACAGUCAUUCAUAUUGCAGACUCACAGAAUCUUGUCAUGCUCUAAAGGCCCUUCUUUACCCAUUCAAGUACUCUCAUGUGUACAUUCCAAUUCUUCCCGCAACACUAGUAGAAGUUCUCUCCACUCCUACCCCCUUCAUUAUGGGGGUACACUCUUCUCUCCAACAUGAUAUUGCUGAACUGAUGGAUGUCAUUGUAGCAGACUUGGAUGGAGGGGCAAUUCGUGUUCCAGAAAGCUUGACCCUCUCUCUCCUUCCAGAGCCUUUUUGGUCCCAAACUCAUGCUGCUCUCUCAAGGGUAUUACACCCUGAUCUCAGUUCUGCAGACAAUGCCUUUCCCUCUAGUAGUGGCAUAAGAGCUUCACCACAUGUCAUGAUAGACAAGGAAAUUAGAGCAGUUUUUAUGCGUAUGUUUGCAGAGUUGUUACAAGGCUAUCGUUCCUGUCUUACUAUCAUCAGGAUACAUUCAAAACCAGUUAUAACGUUCCAUAAGGCAUCUUUCCUGGGCAACAGAGGGAUGGCAGACCACGAGUUUGUAGGGAAAGUGUUGGACUGCAUGUUCUUCACUACUUUUGUGACAGAGAGAGGACCACCGUGGCGUGUGUGUGAUCUGUGGGAUGAUCUCUACUCGGGUAUUGGGGACCAAUUGCGCCUAGAACAACAUGAUAGUCGAAUGCUUCUAGUCCAUAUUCAGGAACUUGCUCAGCAGCUGUAUAGCAAUGAGAACCCUAACCCACAACCAUUUGUUGCUAAGAUUCCAAAGCCUACUGAAGGUUCAUUUACUCGAAUUCACCAACCUGUGUUCCCACACAUUGAUGCUCAAAAAGUUCAGAGUAUCAUUGAUGAAGGAACAGCCAAAAAAGUAAAGUGAGUAUUUUUAAUUUAUUAUAUGUAAAAAAAAAUAAAAUUUUGUUGCUUGGUCUCUGUGAUAAUUGCAUUUUGAGUACAUAUUCAGUACAAACAGUCACACAUUUUGGAACAC